AAUAAGACGCGGCCAUCUGUGCAGGGCUCGUUGCUGUUAAAUUUCUCAGGUUACGCUUCCUCCUCGCUAUUUUCGCUGGUUUCACCUCUAACCUCCUCUCUUUACCUCCCCGGCACUGGACAGACCCAGCAAAUAUGAAGCUACCCGUGACGAUCCUCGCUGUUUUUGCAUCGAUAAUUGUCAAUAUUGGUGCUGAAAUCUACUUCAAGGAACAGUUUGCGGAUGGAGGUGCAGUAUAACCUAUCUAUCACAUGUCUUUUUGCCCUAUAUAUAAAUCAUUCUGCCCACAGAGCAGCUGCACUAUUGAAUUGAAAAGACAAUUUCAGUGAGUUUACUCUUCCAGAUCUAACCUUUUUUAAAGUAAUGCUUCCUCUGAAAUAACCGUACUGCAUUCAUUUAGCCCACUGAAAUAGGCCAGACAGUAAAGUGAGAUGGUUAUUGCUUAAAGAUGAUCUAAAGUAGUGGAACAGAGUCAAACAAAUCUUCUUAGGUUGUUCAUUAUCAUACCAAGUCGUCAGGUGUAAGUAAGAAAAAGUCAAUUCAUAAGCUCAGACCUUCAUAUGAGUGGCACAAAUUCUUGUUUCACUUUUGAUUUUAAGGGGAGCAUUGAGUUAAAAUAAAGUGAUGCUGAUUUUUGUGUGUGAAAUAAGUACACAUUUUUAAGGAAACCUAUUUUAAAAACGGAAAUUGAUAAAAUGUAGAAAAUGCAUCAGUUUUAAGAAUUACUUUGGUGUUAAUAAGGCAACCUUACCCACUGAAACCCAUGCCGUUUAAGAAAAGCUGCAAUUUCCCCCAAAUUUCCCCUUUUUUAAUUUAUGUUGCUCUAUACAGUGAUAUCCUGCUCAGUGCUGUACAGUUGUUUUUUUGAAGUAUGAAUCUGAAUGAAGCAUAGUUGUGUAAUAUAAUAGUUUUGUUACAACAGCCAAUUAAAGUUUGUCAGUAACAAAAUGGGUUUUGAUGUCUGCCACAGAUGGAUGGAGUAGCCGGUGGGUUGAGUCAAAGCACAAGUCCGACUACGGCGAGUGGAAACUGAGCGCCGGAAAGUUCUAUGGGGAUGCCGAGGCUGAUAAAGGUAAUCCUUAGACAUUGUGUCAGUGAUUCAAUUGUAUGUAGUGGCAUUUUUUCCUUAGGGGUGUAUUUGCCUAUCUCCAAAGCUUGCAGGUGGUGUCUUAUGCAAAUGCAAAGCAGGUUUACUUUGUGUGUAAUCUGAUGUUAGAGAGCCAUUCAAAGACGAGGAAGUGGCCGAAAUUGUCUGUGCUGAGAUUAUGUCCAGGACUGGAAUAACCUGCCUGGGGUGACAGCGUUGCUAUUAACACCCCCACUCCUCAAGGCAUUGUGAACACCUUUUUUGAAUUGUAACGCUUUCAGCACAAAUUUUAGCAAAUGAAAUUGCUGAAUAAAUAUUACUUUUACAUGUCAAAAGAGAUGCCAAACAAUAACUAAAAAGUGGCAGAUUUGAGGAGUUAUUUCACCUGUGAGCUGGCAGCUGAAGAGUGGCUGGUACAGCUUUUCAGGUGCCCACCUUCUCUGCCUAAGUAAUCCUAAGAACGACGUUGAAUGCCAAAACUCCUACAAGAGUGCCGCAUCUGGUGCUCUGAACUCUGUGACCACAUUCAUAUAGAAAGUUUGUCUGAUCAAAGUUAUACAAGGACAAACAAGAAGUCACAAAAAAUAGGCUUUGAAUGAGUGGCUUUGGCCUCCUCAAAACUAACACCUAUUCACUCCUACUUCUUUUUUUCUUGUUCAUAUUUGCAUCAUCAACAGGCAUCCAGACCAGCCAGGAUGCCCGCUUUUAUGCCCUGUCUGCGAAGUUCAAGUCGUUCAGCAAUGAGGGAAAGUCUGUGGUCAUCCAGUUUACCGUCAAGCAUGAGCAGAAGAUCGACUGUGGAGGCGGCUAUGUAAAGAUUUUUCCCGCUGACCUUGACCAGAGCAACAUGCACGGAGACUCACAGUAUUACAUCAUGUUUGGUGAGUCAUAUUUGUUAUUUAGAGGCACUGGGGUCUGACCAGAGAACACCCCCGAUUUAGGACAAAGUACUUAGGAAAACGCUUGAAGGAUUUUUCUGAUAAGUCCCUUUUACAUUCAACUGUUCUAACUGUACCAUGGCCUUUAUCUCCAGGGCCUGACAUCUGUGGAUACAGCACAAAGAAGGUUCAUGUGAUCUUCAACUACAAGGGCCAGAACCACCUUAUCAAGAAAGACAUCAAAUGCAAGGUAGUUACUGCAAAAAGCCUGUGAAUCUAGAUUUUGCCUUUUUUGAGCGAAUAUUUUGAUCAACUCUCUCAUUCUAUAUUUCUUCUAUCUCCCCCUCACUGUCUCCAGGACGACGAGCUGACCCACCUGUACACACUGAUUCUGAAUCCAGACCAGACCUACGAGGUGAAGAUCGACAAUGAGAAGGUGGAGUCUGGCUCCAUGGAGGAUGACUGGGACAUGCUGCCCCCAAAGAUGAUCAAGGACCCCGAGGCCAAGAAACCAAGUGACUGGGACGACAGAGCCAAGAUCGAUGACCCCAAUGACACCAAACCUGAGGUAAGACAACAUUUGAGUCUUACAUUGAAUUGCAUGCAAUUUCAGAAUACCACAUUUUGAUUGAUCGCUAAUUAUUUCUAACCAGAGCUACAAAACCCUUUUAACCAACUCGGUGAGCACCUCAGUGUUUAUGUAUGAAAGAUAAUCAAGCCUCAAAGAUCUCAACCAUAUUUUUACUGUCAACACCACUGAGAUAACCUGAGGUGACAAAAUGUCUGCUACAAAACACUUAAGGCUAGUUUUAAGCAGUAGCUUUACCACAAUAUUUGCUCAAAGUGCUUGAAGAACAUCUUAAAAUCUUGUUCCUCAAACAUGGUUCACAGUUAGAGUUCACAUGUGUCAGGCUUGUUAAAUCCUGUUUGUCUUUCAGUUUGUCUUAGGAGCCAUGUAUACUUUGUAUACAUGGGCAGGGUUAAUGUUAAUCUCUGACCAAACUAUCUCAAAUACCAGCACACUCCUACCUUUAAAAUAAGUGACAGAGUUGGCGUCACGCAUGGCAUUAAUAGGAUCAACUUUGUGCUGAUCAUGUGAUUUAAGUUUUACCAGGUAGGUGUGUUGGUCACCUCAUAGGGGAAGAUAUUUAUGGUACCAUUUCAUGUUUUCUGCAGUAUAUCUGGUGUUCUGCAGAUAACACACAGAUAAUUCUAUAUUUCAACAAACGCCUCUUUGGUAAUUACACCAACAGAGUGCUUGUGAAAAAGGAGCAAACAGAUUAUUCAGGCUAGCUUGACUUAUUUUCAGAGCCUCCUCAGUAAUUGUUGGCCCCUGGGUCAUGUUUGUAAUACUGAUGCAGACAGUUGUUGGUUGCUUUGAUAGAAGUUCUAAAUAAAAGGUUGAUAUGGAGAAGACUGUUCUGAUUUAAGAACAUUAAAACUUAAGGUGUUAACUGUGCCCUCGCAAGGCUGUGUUCAUAUUCCUGAUAUGUCAUAUGUAUCAUUUUAAACGUAGAUACUUCAGAUGAAAUAAAAAUCACCUUGUCUUUUUACCAGGAGUGGGACCAGCCAGAGACAAUCACAGACCCUGAUGCCAAGAAGCCUGACGACUGGGACGAGGACAUGGAUGGAGAGUGGGAACCUCCUAUGAUUACCAACCCAGAGUAUAAGGUCAGGCUUCUACUGCUGAGGAGAUUUUCAAACCCCUUAAAAAUAAGAUUACUGAGUUUAUGUGAAGAGGGAAUUUAUUUUUGAUGUUUGGGUGAGAUUGAGGGUUAGCUUUAAAAGCAGGGUGUAACCAUGAUCAUAACCCCCUCCCAUUACAUCUUUGCAGGGUGAGUGGAAACCCAAACAGAUUGACAACCCCGACUACAAGGGCAGCUGGGUCCAUCCUGAGAUCGACAACCCUGAGUACACACAUGACGCAACAAUGUACAAGUUUGAUAGCAUCGGAGUACUAGGCCUGGAUCUGUGGCAGGUAAAGAUCGAAACUUACCCUCUGAGUUAUCUAGUAACUGAAGCACUUUUCCCAUUACUCGUCCUGAAUUUACCUCUGGCUGCCUCUCAUGCUGUGUGAUAGAGCGGAGUUGAAACAAGAUUUGAGAAAAAUCGAACAGCUGUUCGAUAAUGUUUAUGUGUUUGUUAUCUUUUUUCAGGUUAAGUCUGGGACAAUCUUUGACAACUUCCUGAUCACUGAUGAUGUCAAGGAAGCAGAAGAGUUCGGGAAGCAAACCUGGGGAGUCACCAAGGUCAGACACGAAUAUUGAAUAACAAACCUUGCAUACACCUAAUUUUUUUAUUCUAGAUCAAACAAACUGUUUUCAUCACAAAUUCUUCUGUUGAUGUUUUUUUAAAAUAUAAUUUUCAUAGUAAAAGAUCUAAAAAAAAUAAGCUUAGAUAAAUAACAUUAACAAUAUCCUCAUCUUAAGAACCAAGAUUAUCCAAAUGGCAUUUUUGAUGACUUCAGACAUAUGCUUUUAGAUGAGAUAGAGGUGUCAUUUGUUUACGAACCACUCCAUCUGUAGGGAAAAGUAUGGUAUAUUUGAUUUGUUCAUGAAGUUGUAUUUUUUAUUGAAGUGGCUGAAACCAUAAUAGGUUCAAAUUGUCUCCACUUUGGACAUGGUUUAAAUAUCAGCAUAAUGCAGGGUGAAGUGAAUCCAAAGUGUGAUUGUCAUCAAAAAGAAAAAUCAUUAUCAAAAUUAUCACUGACUCUGAGCUCAAGACAUUAAAAUACCCUGUCUUCUCAAUCAGGAACCAGAGAAGAAGAUGAAGGAGGAGCAGGAGGACAUGGAGAGGAAACUGAGAGAGGAGGAGGAGAAAAGCAAGAAAAAGGACACUGAUGGUGAGGAAGAUGGGGAUGAAGAUGAAGAUGAAGAUGAGGAUGCAGAAGAAGAAGGGGAACAAGAUGAAGAGACAGAGGAGGAUGCUGGUACAGAAGAAGAGGACAAUGAGGUCAAAAAGAAGGAUGAGUUGUAGAGAAAAAGAAGCGGGUUGGACUGUGGGUUCCUCUCUGUGGGUUAAAACCUGCAACAAACAAAAUCAGUGACAGCCCUGUGGACUCUGGCCUUUCAUACAGCAGCCUUUUAUUCAGGUGUAGGGAAGGGUGGGGGGGUGAAAGGUAGGGUCGAGUCAGAUUCAUUUUCUUUUCUUUUAAUUUCCUUGUGGCUUUUUCAGGUUUCCAUGUGAGAAAGGAGAAGGGUUUACACGUGUUUCUUUCUGUUUGUGUGUGUGUGUCUUCUUUGAUUGAGAAAUGAAAUAUUUAAUGUUAUUUACUGAACAUGGUCAGUCCCAUGGUGCAUGUGCAGUUACUCAGAGCUCAUAAUUUUAUUAUUGCCUUUGAUGGGAUGACCAGCAAACUGAGAUUCUGUCAUUUCUGGUUCUUGCACUUUUAUGUCUCCUAUGUGAUUUAGGAUUGUUUAUUUUUUAUUGACCCUCCUCAUAAUUUAUUCAAUCACCGAUUCCCUAAAAAUCCUGUCAUUUCCCAGAGCUCUAAUUUCAGACAUAUGUCAUUUUUCCAUCUGUGUCCUUGAGUGAGUGAUGUAUGUAUGAAAUGAGACUGCAUCUGACAAACUGUGAUUUUUAUUUUCUCAAUGUCUUUCUGAAUGAGUGACUGUCCUGUGCUGCACAUUGUUUGAGUUUUAGUAAAUAAACUGAAGCUUCUCAUGAGUGGAUUCCAAUGUCUUGGCAA
Messenger RNA from Xyrichtys novacula (pearly razorfish), 5653 nucleotides. Lineage: Eukaryota; Metazoa; Chordata; Actinopteri; Labriformes; Labridae. The record is from the annotation of a GenBank genome assembly.